Messenger RNA from Andrographis paniculata, 957 nucleotides. Its product is annotated as BAG family molecular chaperone regulator 4-like. NCBI's taxonomy places the organism in Eukaryota, Viridiplantae, Streptophyta, Magnoliopsida, Lamiales, Acanthaceae. Gene Ontology annotation, biological process: protein stabilization. Gene Ontology annotation, cellular component: cytoplasm. The coding region runs from base 1 to 957 and encodes 318 amino acids. Gene Ontology annotation, molecular function: protein-folding chaperone binding; adenyl-nucleotide exchange factor activity. The transcript is spliced from 4 exons. The record is from RefSeq and is a predicted model, not a curated record.
AUGGAGGCGGGAUCGAAGCCUGAUCGUGACUCGUCCAUCUUCAACAUCAAGGUUACUCAUGGGAGUAGCGAGCAUGAAGUUGCGGUUCCCUCUAACUCAAGUUUUGGUGAUCUGAAAGCAGUUAUUGCUCAGAAAAUUGGUUUAAAACCCAAGACCCAUAAGCUCUUGUUCAGAGGUAAAGAAAAAGAAGACGGGGAUGAUCUCCAAAUGGCUGGUGUUAAGGACAAUUCCAAGGUGUUAAUUGUAGAAGAUACAACAUGCAAGCAGGAAAAUGCUGAAGAAGUUAAGGAAACUAGCACGGUCUCCCGAGGAGGUGAAGCAGUUGCCGAAGUUAGAGAAGAGGUUGAUUUGCUCUCGGAACAGGUUUCUGCGCUGCAAGCUGUUGUGGAGGGUGGAACCAAGGUUGAUGAUAAAGAUAUUUUGUAUUUGACAGAGAUGCUUAUGAGGCAGUUGCUCAAACUGGAUGGUAUUGAUGCCGAAGGAGAAGGGAGAGUGUGGAGGAAGAUGGAGGUGCGUCGAAUCCAAAGCUUGGUGGAAACUAUGGACAUCCUCAAGUUAAGAAAUACAAAUCACUCGAGUGACGCGAAUAAUAAUGUGUCUGUAACUACUCAGUGGGAAACAUUUGAAGCUGGUGAUGGAGGUGUAACUGCCGACUCACAGAUUCCAUCUUCCAUGCCUACGCCGGAGCCAUCUUCCUACCCUAUGCCAAUCCCAUCUGCUACUCCUACUCCGAUGAGAUUUCCCUCGCCAGAGCCAUCUUCCAUUUCUACAACAAUGCCGUCUGCUACUCCUACUCCAAUGGAAUUUCCUUCUCAUUCUACACCAUCUUCUAUCCCUGUCACUGUGCCAUCUUCUACUCCUUCAAUGUCUUCUUCCUCCACUGCCAAAACACAAUUUUCUUCUCCUAUGCCUUCUUCUGCUACAAAGGUAACCCAAGAUUGGGAACAAUUCGACUAG